UUCAAAUGUUUACGAAUCAAAUUUAGUUGGUUUUCAGUUAAAUGUUUACUUUCAAAAAGAUAUAUUGAUGGUAUUAACAAGAAGUUCUUACAAAUCAUCGAAUUUCAUUAAUUCGGAUCAGAUUUUCCAAAAAAAAAUCGAGUGUAAAAUUGAAUUUCGAAACAAAAAAUCAUUCAAAUUAAACAAAAAAAAUCUCACAAAAAUAAUAAAGUUUCCAUUGUGAAGUAUCCAGAAAAACGCCCACUUUUUCAAUUCAGUUACCAUCAAUAAGUUUACAUACAGUCUUUCAGUUCGUGUAUUUCUUUUAUCAAUUUCAGUCGAAAAAAAUGCAUUAAAAUGACGAAAUUAAAAUUAGUAUUAUUAAUUUUUUUGUGGAGAAGUUGUGACAGUGCUUACUUUGACGAUCAGCCAAAAUUUUUGACCGAAAAUGGUAAUUUUGUGAUUGAAUCGGCCGUCGAUCGGAAUAUAUCAUUUCGAUUGAAAGGAAGCAGCUAUUUAAAUAUUAACGAUGUGAAUGUGAUGACUAUGAUGAAAUUCGGCGGCGGAUUGAAUCAAUCGAAUGUGCCGAAUUCAAAUUUGGCACUUCGAUUGUCUUGGCUUGAGGAACACGUUCGAGGAAUUUUAUCCGAUGAUAAUUUAACGACAAAUCGUAAUCGAUUCAUAUUACAACGUUUAUCUUUGAUUGAAGGCAGAAUGAACAGUUCAUCACGUGGCACAAAUACGACCAAUCUUAAUCGACGCCUACGUCGACUUGAAGAAAAAGUCAAUCGAUUGGUGGAACGCUUGAAUGCCGAUAAUUGCUCGUCAAAUCCAUGUCGAAAUGGCGGUAAAUGCAUGAACAUAUUCAAUGGUUAUACUUGUAACUGCCCAAAGGAAUGGACCGGAGUUAGUUGUGAAGAAGAUGUAAACGAAUGCAGCAAUUUUGCUGGCACUGAUUUGGGUUGUCAAAAUUCGGCUACAUGCGAAAAUACGCCUGGUGGAUACAAUUGUCGUUGUACUCCGGGUUGGCAUGGAAUUCAUUGCACGAAAAGCACUGUUGACUGCUUAGCAACGUCGUCGUACGAGAUGUGCGGUCAUGGUGUGUGUGUCCAAACAAAAGACGGCAUUGGUUAUCGAUGUAUUUGCAAUCAAGGAUGGACUAGCAAUGGUACAUCUUUGGCUUGCACAGUUGAUGUGAAUGAAUGUGAGCUACCAAAUCCACAUUGUUCAAUGGACCCCGAAGUAAAUUGUAUCAAUUUACCUGGUACAUACACAUGUGGACAGUGUCCUCAUGGUUUUACUGGGAACGGCCAUUAUUGUCGGGAUAUUGAUGAAUGCGCUAUCGAUAACGGCGGUUGUAGCACAUCUCCAUUCGUUUCAUGUAUCAAUACAAGAGGUUCAUCAAAAUGCGGCCAAUGUCCUUUUGGUUACGCCGGUGAUGGUCGUGUUUGUAUUCGAACAAGUAACACUGGAAUUCAGCCAACGAACGGUCAAAGCCGUUGUGAUAAUCCAAACGUAUGCCAUCCAUUGGCUACGUGCGUUCAAAAUUUGUAUGCAGUCACAUGUGUUUGUCCUCCACAUUAUGUUGGCAAUGGAAUCGGCCCAUUUGGUUGUACUCGGUCAACAAGUGCCAACAGUACUAUUGAUGGAUGCUCAUCAUCAAAUCCCUGCCAGAAUGGCGGAACCUGCAUAAGUGUUGGUUCAUUUGGCUAUCGAUGCCAGUGCCCACCCCAUACCAACGGUCCGCGUUGCGCUCGCUCAGUGAACGCUUGCUCGCCGAACCCUUGCCAAAAUGGGGGAACAUGCACUUUGAAUAGUCGCUUUUUGUAUCGCUGUACAUGCCCGCCCAGCCGAACUGGUCGAAAUUGUCAAAUGGAAGUUCGUUCUUGUGGUGGUGUACUCAAUGGAUUUAAUGGAACUCUUAAAUAUCCAUUAUCUGCUGUCUAUCCUCAUAAUGCACGAUGCGCAUGGUUAAUUAAAACUGACGAAAAUAAAGUGCUGAAUGUCACAUUUACAAAGUUUAAUUUGGAACAUUCAGUAGAAUGUCGAUUCGAUUGGUUGCAGAUUCAUGAUGGACGAUCAUCUGCUUCAUACAUGAUUGGAAGAUUCUGCGGCCAAAACUUGCCAAAGGGAGGCAACAUAAUAUCAACCCAAAAUAUGCUCUAUUUGUGGUUUAGAUCUGAUAACAGUACGACAGAUGGAGGAUUUGAACUUAAAUGGAACAGCACAGAGCCAGUGUGUGGCGGCAAUGUUGCAAUAAAAUCGCAUGGUAUAAUUUCAUCGCCUGGUUCACCGGGUAAUUAUCCACCAAAUCGAGAUUGUAUAUGGAAAUUAGCAGCACCGGAAAAUAGCCGCAUUCAAUUGCACUUCUUUACUUUGCAACUAGAACCUCAUGCAUCAUGUAAUUAUGAUUACUUAGCGAUUCAUAAUGGACUAUCGACGGACGGUGAUUUAUUGGAGAAAUACUGUAGUACAAUGCAUCCACAACCGCUUACGAGUCCCGAUAAUACGCUUACAUUGCAUUUCCAUUCAGACGGUGAUUCAACCGACUCUGGUUUCCAAAUCCAUUAUUCGAUUGUCGAGGGAAUUCAAGGGUGUGGUGGUACGUUCACUGGAAAAAGUGGCGAAUUUGGGUCGCCAAUACAAGAUGGACGCUAUCCAAAGAACAUUGAAUGUCAUUAUCUUAUUAAAAUGCCACGUAAAAAUGAAACCCGAGUCAAACUAUCAUUUACCACGUUCAAAUUGGAAGGCAGUAGUUCGUGUAGCUUUGAUUAUGUUGAGAUUUAUGAAGGCAACAAUACAAAUGCACCAAAAGUUGGAAAAUGGUGUGGCACUCGAUUGCCUCCCGACUAUUCAUCACUGUCAAAUGAAGUCCUUGUUGUUUUUCACACUGAUUUUUCGUUCAGCGACGAAGGUUUUCGCCUAAAAUAUGAAACAGUUUGUGGUGGAAAAUUCGAAGAUGAAAAUGGUGUAAUCACAUCACCAUGGUAUCCAAAUCCAUAUGAAGACAAUAAAAAUUGUAUAUAUGAUAUUCAGGCACCAUUGGGGAAAUCGAUUAUUUUGAAUUUUACCGCUUUUGAUAUUGAGGCCGAUUGUGAUUUUGAUUCGUUGAGCAUAUACGAUGGUGUUGACAGCAAUAGCACACUAAUCGGACAAUAUUGUGGCAGCAAUAAACCACCGGUUGCAAUGUCAACUAUGAAUCAUUUGCACUUGGUGUUCAGUACCGAUUCGUCAAAUCAGGGGCCAGGCUUUAGAGCUCAGUAUUCAUUCAUCGAUGCCGGUUGUGGCGGAGUAAUCACAAAAGCAAAUCAAACCAUUUCACCGCCAUCAGAUGAUGAUGGAUACAAGCAUGGUGCCAAUUGUACAUGGAUUAUAGUUGCACCGCCCGGUUAUUUGAUUCAAUUAAAAUUCAGUUCAUUCGAUGUGGAAUCGUAUACUGGAUGCCCAUAUGAUUAUUUAAAAAUCUACGAUGACAUUGUUACCAGUGAAUCGAAACAACCGAUCGGAACCUAUUGUGGAACCCAAAAGCCACCGAUUCUUUUAAGUACAACACGUGCAUUGUCUAUUGUAUUCCGAAGCGAUGAAUCUGUUGCCGGAGAUGGAUUUAUGGCUACAUAUGACUUCAUUGACGGAAGAAAUUUGUGCGGUGGCAACAUUUACUCAUUGACUGGAUAUAUUUCUUCGCCAAACUUCCCAGAUCGAUAUCCACCAAAUAAAGACUGUGUUUAUGUGAUAAACGCACCAAACGGCAAACAAAUUCAAUUGAAUAUUGAAUCAUUUGAUUUGGAAGAAAGCAAUGGAUGCUCAUUCGAUUCUUUGGAAAUUAGAAAUGGUGCUUCAGACAAAAGCCCGCUGAUCGGUUCAUUUUGCGGUACAGAUAUUUUGCCAAGAUUCAAAUCGUUUUCGAAUCAUAUGUACUUGCGUUUCAAGACCGACUCUAGUAAUGAGAAUAAAGGUUUCAAAAUUAGCUACAAUACUGCAAUGACUGGUUGCGGUGGACUUUUCACAAAUGCUCAAAGUGGCACGAUAUCAUCACCCAACUAUCCGGAUACUUAUCCACCAAAUAUGCAGUGCGAUUAUACCAUUCAAGUAGCACGCGGUUCAACGGUGCAAUUGCUGGUGACUGACCUGAGUAUGGAGACUUCGGAAGAUUGCAAUUUUGACUAUAUCUCGAUUUAUGAUGGACCAACAUCCGCAUCACAUUUACUUGGAACAUAUUGCCACAGCGAACAAAUUAUUCAAUUGGAAUCGACAUCAAAUUCGAUUUUCUUUCGAAUGGUUACAGAUGUUAGCAAUCAAGAGCGUGGUUUUGAGGUGAAAUUCAAUGCGAACUGCAAGCGCGUAAUUCAAGAUUCACGAGGAGCCAUCGAAUCACCGAAUUUCCCGGCACAUUAUCCACAUUAUGCGAAUUGUGAAUGGAAACUGGUACCGACAAUGGGAAAUCGAGUAUUUAUUGAAUUUUCACACUUUGAUCUGGAGCAUACGUGGUCAAGUGAUAGUUUGAACAAUUGCAUGUUUGAUAGUCUUGUGAUUGAAGAGCGUGACAGUGCUGAUGUAGUUAUUAAAUCGGACAAAUACUGUGAAAAAAUGCCAAAACCAUUGAAUACCUCACAUACAGUUGUAAUGAAGUUCACGACCGAUUUCAGUAAUACAGCUGGUGGUUUUCAUUUGGAAUAUCAAAUUCAAGGUUGUGGUGGUAUUCUAAAUAAACCGGAAGGAAGUUUCACAUCUCCAAACUAUCCAAAUGGCUACCCAAGCGACACAAUUUGCAAAUGGACAAUUGAAGUUGAAUAUGGACAUUUGGUCGAAAUCACUUUCGUUGAUUAUGAUUUCGAAGCAUCACAAGGACAAGACUGCAAACAUGAUGGAGUGAUUGUUUCAAAUAAUGAAAAUGCAACGAACGUAAUACAAAAAUUCUGCGGAAGUAUUAAUGAUCUAAGUAAAAAAUCGGUCGUCACUUCGAGUGAGAAUCGAGUUUUUGUAAAAUUUUUCACGGAUCUUUCAUAUUCGGGCAGAGGAUUUUCGGCCACAUAUAAAUCGAUACCAGCCAAAUGUGGUGGACUAUUUGCAAUAACACAUGGAAAUAUUUCGAGUGUAAACUAUCCGAAUAACUAUCCUGGCAACACAAAUUGUCAAUGGUUACUUCGUACAGAACCGUCGCACACUCUUUCGUUCAAAUUCCUCGAUUUCGAUUUGGAGGAUCACGAAUGUAUGGCCGAUUUUGUAAGUAUUUAUGAUGGUAAAGAAAUGAAAAAUGAUAAACUAUUGCUGAGGACGUGUGGCUCUCAACCAUUUGUACCGGAUGCAGUAAAUCAAACGGCACGUCCUGGUUUUACGAAACCAAUUCGAUCCACCGGCAAUGAAAUGCUGGUUGUUAUGGAAACGGAUAGCUCCAUCGAAGCCAAAGGGUUUAAAGCUUCAUUUGAAACGUCUUGUGGAUCGAAAAUAGUCACAUCAUCGUCGGGCAUUAUUCAAAUUGGUCACAAUAUACGAUGGCUUGCCGAUGACUGCGAAUGGACGAUCACUGCAGAAAAUCCCAGUCAGCAUGUUUCGCUCAGCAUCAUGCACAUUGAAAAUGAACCCGUCUUUCAGAAAUACGUUGCACGCAUUACAAAUCAAUCUGUAAGCGAAUGCGUGAGAAAUAUUUUUAUUCACGAUGGCACAUCCACACGGUCUCCAAAAGUGGCCGAAAUUUGCUCAAACACACAUCCCCCAACGAUCAUCUCCGAAGGAAACUCUCUCACAAUUGCUCUGGGCGAAAUUGGCGAACAAGAUUUCGCAUUUACAUUUGAUCUAAAAGCAUAUUACUCUGUCAUUGAUAAUGCAUGUGGUGGUGUAUUUUCAUCUAUUUCCGGUCAAAUCGCAUCGCCUGGCUAUCCAAAGACCUACACAAAUAACAUUGAAUGUGAAUGGACUAUUCGUUCAUCGCCUGGAAAUAAAAUGGCGAUAAAUAUCAAUGUGCUGGAGAUUGAUGAGACGGAACACUGUAACGGCGACUAUUUGGAAAUUCGUGAAAAUAACAGUGGUGGAAAGGUGAUUGGCAUUUAUUGUGGUAAUAAUAUACCCCCAACACUUCCCCAUGCAAAUACCUACUGGUUGAAGUUCCGAAGUGACAACGAUGGCGUUGGACGUGGAUUUUUACUUGAAUACAGUUAUGUUAAAUUGGUGGAGCUGACAGGAGAAAGUGGUAUUAUAACAUCGUUGAUGUAUCCAAACUAUGUGUACUAUACGACCGGUUCGUACAAAUGGCGUAUCACAGUCGGAACAGAUAGUUUAAUCCGAAUCAAAAUCGAUAAUUGUAUCUUAAAACGUGACAGUCAAAUUCAAAUAUUUGACGGCUUUGACGUAGCAUCAGGGGUUUUAUCAAACAUUGCAACUGAUUCCAUUCCAACCGAACCAAUUAUCUCGAGCACGAAUAUUCUUUUGAUCGAAUUUCAGAUACCGACAUUCAGUGAAUCGAAAUUCAAACUAUUUUGGAGCGAAGUACCGAAAUUAGGUGACGACAUAACAAAUAAUGUAACAAAUAGUUUGAAUUGUUCACGUAAUUCAGUGAUAACUGUUCAUGAGCACGAAGAUAUAAGAUUGAAAUCACCUGGUUUUCCAUAUGGAUACACUAAUGGUGAAUUCUGUCAAUGGACAUUCUUACCAUCGAAAAUGGGUUAUCACAUUGGUGUCUCAAUGGUGACCGUUGAUUUAGAGUCGUCAUCAAAUUGUGUAACCGAUUAUGUGCGCAUCGAUAGUGGAUCGGAUAUGGAACGAUUCCAACAGGAAACACGAUUAUGUACAAUGGGUCAACUUUUGCGAAAUAAUCGUUUCCACGGAAAACCGAACUUGCGUAUACAAUUUAAUUCCGAUUUCUCUGAUAAUCGAACUGGUUUUGAGAGUGUUGUACGAUUAGAUUGUGGUGGAAAUUUCGAAGGUCCAUACGGUGAAAUUACGAGUAGAAUGACCGUUGCCAAUUUUUCACAUUUUUGGAUGAAUGAAACAUGUACGUGGACUGUGAGUGUGGCACGAGGUCGAACAAUUCAAUUUGAAUUUGAUCGCUUGAAUUUGGCAAAGACCACAGAUGGAUGCAUAAGUUACAUUGUUCUGAAAAAUGGCAUUCAUGAUGAUUCACCGUUCUUGGGCUCGGGCAAAUAUUGUAGCGGCAAACCAACAAUUCCAAGGUCAAGCAGUAACAAGGCAAUCGUACAAUUUGUCAGAAAUCGAGGAUUCAAUUCGCAAAAUGAUUUCAUUUUGAAAUAUCGACAAGUUGAAUAUGAUUGCGGUGGUUCGUUCCAAUUGAGCUAUGGCAAUAAUUCAACCAUUAUAGCGUCGCCCAACUAUCCAGAAAUACCAAGUGCACAUAUUGAGUGUAUUUGGCGUGUAACGGCGCCGAAUGGAGAACUCAUGAAAAUUGAAUUUUUGGAACGAUUCGAUUUGACACCGACACCAAAAUGUACAAGUGAAUAUGUUGAAAUUCGUGAAGGCAGCACAUCGAGCUCACCAGUUAUUGGGCAGUACUGUGGUUUUAAACCGCCACCAAUUUUCUCUCAAUCGAAUAUGAUAUGGAUGAAAUUCUUUACGGAUGUUUCGGUUCCUCGAAAUGGAUUCAAGGCAAAGGUUUCAUUGGCACGUUGUGGUAAAUCAGUCGUAGGAUACAGUGGCUAUAUGUCAAGUCCAGGAUUCCCAGGAAAGGGUGCUUAUCCAAUGCAAGCGACAUGCGAUUAUCACAUCACGGGUCGUAUUGGAACGGUCGUAAAUAUCACGCUAUUGAGUUUGGACCUACCAGAAGCAGACAAUUGCAGCACCGUCGAUCACAUAGUCAUCUAUUCGGUCAUUCGAAAUACAAACGGAAGUACGUCUAUGAGCGAAGUGACAAAAUUGUGUGGCAAUAUCAUACCCGAAAGUAUUUUGACCUUCAGUUCAGUUGCAUUGGUGAGAUUUGUUACGGUAUCGUCGAAUAGUUUGUAUAGCGGUUUUCGUCUUAGGUUCCAAUCGAGCGUUGAUGUGUGUGGUGCUCGAAUCGAAGCAUCAAAUGGUGUCAUUCAAAGUCCUGGCUAUCCGAUUAGUCCAGAUGCUUCUCGUUACUGUGAAUGGAUGAUAACUGUGCCCAAAGGUCGACGUGUUAAAGUUGAAGUACUCGAUUUCGAUAUGAAACCAUCUCGACUUAUUUUGAUCAGUACUAUGGUGUUUUCAUCUAAUUCCGAUCAUCGUAUUUCAUUCUAUAAUGAUUUCUAUUUUACAAGCCCAAUCACCACGCUUGUCCCCAACAACCAAACGUUACCAGUAGUUUAUUCAACCGAUAAUACACUUGCAAUCAGCGCACUAAUUCGUCGCUCGAAUGUUGGUCAUCGAGGGUUUAAAAUGCGUUUUUCAUCCAACGAACCGACAAUUUGUGCGGGCAAUUUGGACGAUAACGAAGGAUCAUUUAUGACACCGGAAAAUGUGACCAAAUUCUACUGUGAAUAUACUCGAAAAAAUCACAAGCCAUUCAAUGAAUCGCAACCAAACUUUGGUACACUUUCAAUUAAAAUACAAGAAGAAUCGCUGAACGCAAGUCGCACUACGUGCAUUCCAAACCUACCGACCGGAAUUUCGGUACUUUUCCCCAACACUGAAAAACGAAUAUUCUACACAAAAUGCCCGCCGAAAUAUGAUAAUAUCGCAUCACCGUAUCCAAAUACAAAAUUAUCACUGCGCAAUACAGUGAUGCAUAAAUACCGAUUCCCAUACAAAGUGCAUAAUUGCGGCGGCGUACUGACGGAGACAAUGAACCGAAUGACAAUUCCAACACUUUCAUCAAAUUAUGGUGAAUUGGACUGUGCGUGGCUUUAUACGACGAACACCGAACGGAAUAUUCAACUGAUUCUGAAUGCACCGGCUAUGAAUUGUGAAACCGAUUACAUAAAUAUCUAUCGAGGCAGCACACCAAAUCGACCGAAACUCAAUCGCAUUUGUGGAGAUGCCGAUCGAAAUCGUUCGAUUACAAUAAGCGGACAACAAGUAUUUGUGGAAUAUCAUUCCGAUAAUUAUAAUCCCAAUACACCGUUUUCCAUUGAUGUGGUUACUUCCAAUGGAAUAUGUGGCGGCAUUUUGGAUCCACCAAAUUAUAUAUUUUCAAGUCCAAAAGUUGGUACCAAAUAUCCACCCAACACGGAAUGCGAAUGGAAUAUUCGAGCUCAAAAUGGAUACCAUGUCGGAUUAGUUUUUACAAAUCGAUUUAUGAUCGAAACAAGCAAUAAUUGCACGAAAGACUAUGUGAAAGUUUUUAACAAGGUGGAUGGAGAAUUUAAAGAAUUGAAACGAUUGUGCGGACGUGAUACUCCACCGUAUUUGAAUUCGACGGGACGCGAAAUGAAAGUGUUAUUCCAUACAGAUGCCGAUGGUGCCGGUGACGGUUUUUCAGCUGAAUGGUUCGAAAAUUGUGGUGGUACUUUCAAAGCAACCGACAUGCCUCAAAUCAUAACAAGUCCUCGUUAUCCUGAAAAUUAUCCAAGAAAUAUUGUCUGCAAUUACUCGAUAAUUGCCGAAAAUGGUAAAUCCGUGUCGGUUAAAUUCUUGGCCUUUGAUUUAGAAACAACGAAUGCCGUAUGUAUAUUUGACAAUAUAACCGUUUACAAGCAAUCACCAUACAUGAUAUCCGACAAUAUGGAAGAAGUGGGUACUUAUUGUUUGAACAAUUCGAUCACCACAUUCCGUUAUACAUCACGAAUUGACAUUGUAUUCCGAACGGAUUCGUACAUCGAGCGUUCGGGUUUCAAAUUUGAAUAUAGUACCGAUCGAUGUGGCGGUAAUAUAACAGAACCAACACAAAUUGGAAGUUUGCACGAUGAUAAUAAUGAAGGCUAUUUGCCAUUGGCCUCGUGCAUUUGGUUUAUAACAGCGCCACGGGAUAAAAAGAUCACCGUUCGUUUUGAGCAAUUUGAUUUGGAACAAAUGGGUGGCUGUUAUUUGGAUUAUGUAGAAGUUUACGAUGGUCAUAGUACAAUCUCUGAAAAUCGAAAAGCACGCCUCUGUGGCAAUCUUACUGAGCAUAUGCCAUCCAUCAGUGUUGAUUCGAACAAAGCCAUUGUUAAAUUUGCAAGUGAUGCAACGAUCAAUGAAAAAGGUUUUAUCGCAGCCAUUCUAUUCACAAAGAAUUGUAAUCAAGACAUAGCUUUGGGUGAUGGCAUUUCGGAAUACACGCUGAACAAACUGUAUGGUUCAUACGAGCCAAAUAUGAAUUGUGAAUAUGUUGUUAGAGCACCCGUCGGUUAUGUGAUUGAAGCUAAAUUUAAUCAAAUGCAUUUGAGACCAUGUACUAAUAAUACACUUGAUAGUAAUUCAUGCACUUGUGAUUACUUGAACAUUCGUGAUGGUGGCGGACCGUUUGCUGAAUCAUUUGGUACAUUUUGCGGUAAUGAAAAUCCACCAGACAUAAUAACAACCACACCACGCAUGUACUUGCGUUUCGUAACUGACAAUGAAGGGUCUGGCACUGGAUUUAGCCUUAAUUUAAAAAUGAAAGAAUCACCAUGCGGAAGAACCGCCUAUAAUUUGAGCGAUUCUUUCAACAGCAUUACAAUCAAGUCACCGAUGUAUAACAGUACCACAUAUCAACCAAAUUUGAAUUGCAUUUGGGAAAUAUCGGUUGAAGAUGAUCACUUGGUCGAUAUUCAUUUCGAUCAAUUCGAUUUGGAAUCGGAUGAGCAAAACAAAUGCACAAAUGAUUUUCUUGAAAUCACCGAUGAUGAGAGUAAUAAAUAUGUGCGUGAAGGACUUGGUGAAAAUAUUGUAUUCUCUGGUUCAUCAAAGUUGAAAAACCAAUACUUCUAUACGGGUCGACAAUGGCCAACAGCUGCACAUCGUUACUGUGGAAACAAUACACCAAUUGACUAUCUCUCAACAUACAAAAAAAUUUAUGUGCAUUUUAAAUCGAACGAUGACAAGGAAGGACUUGGAUUUACAUUUACGGCAAAAAUAUUUGCUGAUUGUGCUCGAAAUUAUUCGCAACCGCAAGGGCGCUUAUUUGGCAAAGAACUUAUGGAUUGUGAUUCAUACAUUACUGUUCCUGAAAACCAUACGAUUUCUCUCUAUUUUGCCAUACUUGAUAUGCGUUUAAGUGACGAUUGCACCGAAAAUAACACACCUCUAAAAAUUUAUAAUGCCCGAAAUAAUGAGCUUAUAAAGUCAUAUUGUGGUGAAAGUGUGCCAUCGCCGUUAUUCACGACAACCAAUCAACUUCGACUGCAUUUCAAAAAUACCUCGCUCAUAUACAGUCCGAGCUAUUUGUACGAUAUCACUUAUUUAGCGACGGACAAAGGCUGUGGUGGUGAGUUGUACAACUAUGGCGGCACAUUCUCAAGUCCCGGCUACCCGAAUACAGAUCGAAAUAACUCUGAUUGUACAUGGACAAUAAAUGUUCCAAUGAACCUUUAUGUGGCUUUACAAUUCUCAGUAUUUGACAUGGGUCCAAGAUCAACAUGUGAAUUGAACUAUGUGGAAAUCAUCGAGAACGAUGAAAAUCUGGCAGCAACCAAAUUUUGCGGAGCCGAUAAUCCAGCACCAUACAAAGCUCGUUCCAGUCAAGUGAAAGUGCACUUCAAAAGCAGCUUAAACUUUGCCGGCACUGGAUGGGUUAUUAAUUUUAUGGCCGUACAUGAAAACUCUAUUGUGAAUAAAUUCUAAGCAGAUCUCAUCGAUUAUUUUUAUUUAGAUAUUUAUUUCGACCAUAUCCAUUUCGAAAUAAUUUCAUAUGACUUAUGGAAAUAAAGCACAAUAUUACCAAAUUAUAAAA
Molecule: messenger RNA, 11737 nt
Organism: Contarinia nasturtii (swede midge)
Lineage: Eukaryota; Metazoa; Arthropoda; Insecta; Diptera; Cecidomyiidae
Product: cubilin homolog
Exons: 40
Coding region: 337-11628 (3763 amino acids)
Molecular function (GO): calcium ion binding
Source: RefSeq, a predicted model, not a curated record